This is a messenger RNA of Coniophora puteana RWD-64-598 SS2, 510 nucleotides long. RefSeq lists its product as uncharacterized. The record is from RefSeq and is a predicted model, not a curated record. Lineage: Eukaryota; Fungi; Basidiomycota; Agaricomycetes; Boletales; Coniophoraceae. The transcript is spliced from 2 exons. Bases 1 to 510 code for a protein of 169 amino acids.
AUGUCUUCAUCCACCUCCGACGAAUCAGCAGAUGCUCUACAACCGGUGAUGGAGAAAAUCACUCCUAUCAGAAUGCGAAUGCCUGUCUGCCGCCCCGAAAAUCUUUUCCACCUCGGCAUUCCGGAACGCCUUCUCCCCAUUACUGCCCGCUAUGAACUUCACUACGGCGUCGCAUUCUGUUUUUCGCAUUUCGAGGCGUUCGCCCGUGACAUCAACCCGCAUAUCCCAGACAGCAAGAUGGAAGCCUUGGUGUUCGGCAUGAGGUACCUCAGAAGGGUCACGAGGAUCCUCAACCUGUACGUUGCGCUUGUGGAGGACCCGGGCCGUACAGUGCUUUCCAACGAGUUCGUCGACGCGGAAACGGGUGGCAUCUGGAUACUUUCUAUCUGUGGUUCUGACAAUCCCUGGGCAGAAGGGCAGCCGUCACGCAAGGCUGUGAACGCGCUAAGUAGGAUUUUAGGCGAAGACUAUCACUGGUGGGUCAGCAGGCAGCCUAGGACUCCGAGGUAG